GUGAUUCUCAGUAUAGCCAGCAGAAUUUGGUGCUUUCUGCUCCAACUUCAGUGCCCAUAUUGCCAGGAUUACAAAAAGGGCAGGGUCCCAUAAAUAUUUUUUAUUUUUUCUUUUCGUGUAGAUCAAAACGUGUAAUCUAGCAAACAAGUAAUGUCUAUGAAGAAUGUAGAAGAAAGCUUUAAGACUUAUUUACCUUUUGAUUAAAGAGUUAAUCAAAUUAUCUGCCGGCUAAAGACAUAGAGAGCAUCUCUCUGCUUUCAUUAGUUUGAUAAUUUUAACUUGUUAUUUACAGUGCCAUAAGUUGUUGUUGAGUCAUGUAAGAGAAUAUUAGAAUUAGGUGUUUGGAAUUGUGGGGUUUUUCUAAUUCUGUUAUCUUGUAUAUGGGCUCUGAAUAAAUUGGGGUGUCAGAAUUCUUGCAAGAGAAACGGCAGAACAGAGGCAGAUUCAAGUGUUGUUCUUCAAUCAUGGCUGCAGAUAAUGUUGCAGAAAUGUCAAUUUUCUCAAAAGUAGACCAUUUUUACAGUUGUGGUUGGGAUGCCAUGGUUUUGGGGAAUGAAACAGCAACUUUUCUUGAAAAUCAGACAAAGUUAAACUCUUCUGAUUCUGGUUUAGCUGAAAGCAUGCCAAUGAUUACUUCAGUUGGAGAAGUCGAUGAAUCUUGCAGUCACCCAGAUUUUUUUCAAGAUCGUUGUCAAAGUCCAUCUAAUGCAAAGAGGAAAAGAAAUGUAUCUUCAUCUAAGAAUUCCCAAGUGGAUGAAAAGCAAACAGUUGAUGCUGAAGAGAAAUUUGUUCAUAUAAGAGCCAAAAAGGGUCAGGCAACAAGCAACCACAGCCUAGCAAAAAGGGUGAGGAGAGAGAGGAUUAGUGAGCGCAUGAGAUUGCUGCAAGAAUUGGUUCCUGGUUGUGAUAAGAUUACUGGUAAAGCAGUGGUGCUUGAUGAGAUUAUCAACUACGUGCAAUCACUACAACAGCAAGUUGAGUUUCUUUCAAUGAAGCUUGCAACCGUGGAUCCAGAGCUCAACCUUGAUAUUCAACCCACUUUGUCUACACAUCUUCGAGGUAGCAAUGGAGUUGGUGGUACGAGUUCGACUUGUUCCCAAGGGAACGUUCCUUCGCUACCUCAGGACUUAUGGAACAAUGAACUCCAAAGCGUCCUUCAAACUAGAUUCUAUCCCUGUUCCUCCUCUAUCUCUAUGAGCGGUUUGCUGGGAAAUGGGUUGUCGGAAAUGGAGCUGUAGUAUUGUUUCAAGCAAGUGGAGAUUUGUGCUGAUGGAAAUGGAGAUUUAUUUGUAGUUUAGCUCUGUACUUAGGUUAUGAUAGAAUCACCCAAGGUGAUUCAUUUCGAUUCAACUUUCUUAUGCCUUGCUUUGUUUACUUUUGUGGUUAGGGAUGGAUAAACAAAAAGAUGAUACCAAAUUUUACUGCAUACCUACCAAAUUUGUUGGAAAUAAUGAGAUUCUGUGUUCGAAA
Molecule: messenger RNA, 1470 nt
Organism: Salvia miltiorrhiza (redroot sage)
Lineage: Eukaryota; Viridiplantae; Streptophyta; Magnoliopsida; Lamiales; Lamiaceae
Product: transcription factor bHLH74-like
Exons: 8
Coding region: 465-1238 (257 amino acids)
Biological process (GO): regulation of DNA-templated transcription
Cellular component (GO): nucleus
Molecular function (GO): DNA-binding transcription factor activity; protein dimerization activity
Source: RefSeq, a predicted model, not a curated record